Molecule: messenger RNA, 801 nt
Organism: Ogataea philodendri
Lineage: Eukaryota; Fungi; Ascomycota; Pichiomycetes; Pichiales; Pichiaceae
Exons: 1
Coding region: 1-801 (266 amino acids)
Source: RefSeq, a predicted model, not a curated record
AUGUUUAAGCAGAUCUAUACAGUACUGUUUUUGCUGGUCCGAUUGACCGCAGCCAUCGACAUAUCGGAUUCUCAUUUUGCUGAGUAUCCCGAUAUCAAACAAUUGGCAGGUGUUCAUCAAGUUGACAAGACAGAGGAAACUCCUCCAUCUACCAAGAAGUUAUCCUGGUAUGUUAAUAUCUACGACCCAAGCUCGAAAGACUCCAAAAAUGAUUUGGAUGUGCCUGAGUGUUCCAAGGACUCUCAGGUUUGUGGACUGACCCAGAUUACGCUUCCCGACCGCGACCCACUUGUCACUGAGGUGUUUGCCUUCUCUAACAAGUUGAAUCCUCAAUUUGAAGACAAUUCGAGCUCAAUCACCGUCAAAUUACAAGGAGCAAACUGGGGAGCUUUGUCAUUAGAUACCGAAAUCGAGUUCAUCUGCGGAACCGAGGAUACCAAAGAUAAUUUGAAACUGGUGUCGUUUGACUAUUCAACGGCCAAAUUCACAUUUGAAUCAAAGUAUGCUUGCAAGUCAUCACAACAGCCACCUAAGGAUGGAAAGGAGAAGUCGCCAAAAAGUGACGACUCCAACUCGUGGGGAUUUUUCACAUGGUUAUUUAUUUUGCUAGUGAUAAUGAUGGCCACAUACAUAAUUGCACAAGCAUGGAUCAACACAAACAGAAUGGGAAGCUCUCACGAGUUCUUGAAUGAGCUGAUUGAGUCCAUCAUUGAAACCCUGUCGAAACUGCCAGAAUUCUUGCGCGAGAUUGGAAGCAAAUUGUUCAGUAGUGGAAACAGAGGCGGAUACAGUGCGGUGUAA